Molecule: messenger RNA, 408 nt
Organism: Cetraspora pellucida
Lineage: Eukaryota; Fungi; Glomeromycota; Glomeromycetes; Diversisporales; Gigasporaceae
Source: the annotation of a GenBank genome assembly
AUGGGUGGUUCUAACGAACAAACACUUAUUUUGCCGACCGGCAAGACUAUUAAAAUCCAGACUGGUCUUUUCAUAGACAAUGACUUCGUCGAUUCAGUCGAUAGUAAGCAUUUCGGGACCAUCGACCCGACUACUGAAAAGGUAAUUGCUAUUGUAGCAGAAGCUUCUUCAAGAGAUGUUGAUUUAGCAGUAGAGGCUGCUACCAAAGCAUUUUACAAUAUUUGGUGCUAUGUCGAUGGAAAAGAACGUGGUAGACUAUUGAAUAAACUCGCUGAUCUGGAAACUCUGGACAAUGGGAAAACCUUUAGCAUCACAAAGAUGGUUGAUCUUCCAGAAGCCAUUAGCUGUUAUCGAUAUUUCGCCGGCUGGUGUGACAAGAUUCAUGGCAAGGUUGUGGCUUUGUUGUGA